Molecule: messenger RNA, 256 nt
Organism: Ambispora leptoticha
Lineage: Eukaryota; Fungi; Glomeromycota; Glomeromycetes; Archaeosporales; Ambisporaceae
Source: the annotation of a GenBank genome assembly
UUGCUAUAAUUGGAUCUGGUGCGACAGGACUGGUAGCCUUAAAACAUUGCGUAUACAGCGAAUUUGAGACUACUUGUUUCGAACAAAAUUCAUAUGUUGGCGGUUUAUGGCGAUACAACGAUGGUGAAAAAUCAGAUUCUUAUUCUUUUAUGUAUAGAUCUGCCAUCACGAACACUACUAAACCAAUGACCGGUUUUUCUGAUUUUCCAAUGCCACCAGAUUGGCCGACAUAUUUGCCUCACAAAUUAAUGGCAAA